Pelobates cultripes (western spadefoot toad) is the source of this 1269-nucleotide messenger RNA. Lineage: Eukaryota; Metazoa; Chordata; Amphibia; Anura; Pelobatidae. The record is from the annotation of a GenBank genome assembly.
AUGCGCCUAAAUGCACAUGCAAACAUCUUUCUUCUUUUUGAUGCUUUCCUGUUGUACAUAUUCCCAGCAGGGAGCUUUGAAAUUGCAGAAAAAGAGGACAUUUUCAAGGUAGUUCCUUGUCCCGCUUUCAUUAUUUUCGACAUAGCUGCAUUUCUUGAAGGUAUGACCGUUGAACUUCCAUGUCAUUGUAAACCAGAGCAAAUAGACUCCGUGGUGUGGUACUACCAGAAGGAAAUUGGGGAUAAAUCGACUCGUGUGCUUACAGACUUUGGUGGAACAAUUGUGACUGAUAGUGAAAACAUUCACAGUGGAAUAGAUCUCCUCCUCAGGUUCAGUAUAAGAAUGUUUAGUCUAAUUGUCUUCCAGUCUCAACCUGAUGACUCGGGUUAUUAUAUAUGUGGCACUCGGGAAGGUCAAUACUUUUAUGGGUAUAAUAUGGACAUCCAGAAAGUCAGUGGCAUGUUCGUUGCAUUUGAAGAUCAGCAAGGUCACCCACAAAAUAAUCUGGUGAUGAAAGAUUUUGAAAUUUUUACCUUGUUUUGGGAUUGGACCAUUUGUGACCGCUGUAAUGUAAGAGGAGAGCAAAGAAGAGUGGGUCUGUGCUAUAUCCAAAGUAAAUAUCUUUAUCCAAGAUACCGUAUUACAGCCGAAAAUGUGGCUGCCUGUGGCUCUGGAGCAGUAGACUCAAGAUUCAGGAUGUAUGUAGCGGAUCGGAAACCAGAGUUAGCAAUUAGGAGCUGUAAUGCCCCUUGCUACGUUAGAAAAAAAGGUUUUAUGGGUGCUCUUCAACAUAUGUGGCACCUCACUGCUACUGUAACGAAAUUCCUGUUACGGCUUGGUAAGGUGCCCCUUCAGGUGCACAUACAUGCUCUGGGAAGCAAUCUUGCCCUUGCAUGUCCUGGAGCUAAACCGCACUUUGCUGUUGCUUGGGACAAGGGUAAGAAUAGGAUGUACCUUACAAAGUACCUUCUUGGAAAUAAUGCCUCCAUGAGAAUCUUCAUUGACUUUGGAAACCAUCUAAAUAUUCACUAUGUACAAAGAAAUGACGAGGCAACAUACACCUGCUGGCUCCAAGGGCGGCGAAAGGCUAGAUUCCGCCUGGUUGUGGAAACAGACUUAAAUCGAAAACGCAAAUUAACGGAUGUGGAAUCUAUUUUUGCCAUGAAGAUCAUUGGCUAUAGCAUCCUUUGUUUCACCAUCAUUUUCAUAUUAGCCAAUUGCUUAAAGGUUUGUAGCUACAAUUUUAGAAUCAUUCCAUUUCUGAACUGA